AAAUAAAUACAACCACUACAUAUUAUCAAUCCUCAUUCCUCACUCACUCCAAUGCAAUAAUAAUAUUCAGCUUCAGCUUCAGCUUCACCAACCCCAUUUUCCCUCUGCUUUUGCUGUUCUCCUUUUGUUUCUGAUUUCUGUGUUCAUGGAGCGUGCCCGGCGCCUCGCGAACCGGGCGAUUCUGAAGCGCCUGGUCUCGGACGCGAAGCAGUACCGCCAGAAUGAAUCGCUGCUGCACAGUCCCUCGCCUGUAUCCUACACUCCGUCGAGGUAUGUAUCGUCCCUGACCCCGUACGUUUUCAUGCGCAGAAGCUCUAGAUCAGAUUCGUUGCAUAAUGUUGGUCACGGCGCUGGGUCUCAAACUCGAUCUAUAUCGGUCGAGGCACUGAAACCCAGUGACACUUUUCCACGCCGCCAUAACUCGGCGACCCCGGAAGAACAAACAAAAAUGGCUAACCUGUGCGGGUUCGAGAAUCUCGACUCCCUUAUUGAUGCCACCGUGCCUAAAUCGAUUAGAAUUGAAUCAAUGAAGUUUUCUAAAUUUGAUGAGGGAUUAACCGAGAGCCAAAUGAUUGAGCACAUGCAAAAACUGGCUUCAAAGAAUAAGAUUUUCAAGUCAUAUAUUGGUAUGGGGUACUAUAACACCUAUGUUCCGCCUGUGAUUUUGAGGAACAUAAUGGAGAAUCCGGGUUGGUACACGCAGUACACGCCGUACCAGGCCGAGAUAGCACAAGGGCGUCUUGAAUCUUUGCUUAAUUUCCAGACUUUGAUUACGGAUCUUACCGGCCUGCCCAUGUCAAAUGCUUCAUUGCUUGAUGAAGGAACAGCCGCUGCUGAGGCCAUGGCUAUGUGUAAUAACAUUCUCAAGGGGAAGAAGAAGACUUUUCUUAUUGCCAAUAACUGUCACCCGCAAACUAUUGAUAUUUGUAAGACUAGAGCAGACGGUUUUGAUCUUAAAGUAGUUACCGUGGAUCUUAAGGAUAUCGAUUACAAAUCCGGGGAUGUUUGUGGUGUUCUGGUCCAGUAUCCGGGGACCGAGGGUGAGAUUUUGGAUUACAAGGAGUUUAUUAAGAAUGCUCAUGCUCAUGGGGUUAAGGUUGUCAUGGCAACGGAUCUAUUGGCGUUGACAAUUUUGAAGCCACCUGGUGAACUGGGUGCUGAUAUUGUUGUUGGCUCAGCUCAGAGGUUUGGAGUUCCUAUGGGGUAUGGAGGACCUCAUGCGGCAUUCCUGGCCACAUCCCAAGAGUACAAGAGAAUGAUGCCAGGGAGAAUCAUUGGUGUGAGUGUUGAUUCUUCAGGGAAGCCUGCUCUGCGCAUGGCUAUGCAGACAAGGGAGCAGCAUAUCCGUAGGGACAAGGCUACCAGCAACAUUUGCACUGCUCAGGCAUUGCUUGCAAACAUGGCUGCUAUGUAUGCUGUUUAUCAUGGACCUGAAGGUCUUAAAGCCAUUGCUCAACGAGCUCAUGGUCUUGCUGGGGUAUUUUCACUUGGACUGAAGAAACUUGGGACAGUGGAAGUUCAGGGCCUUCCCUUCUUUGACACUGUGAGGGUUAAGGUUGCUGAUGCAAAUGCAAUUGCUGAUGUUGCUUAUAAAAGCGACAUAAAUUUGCGAAUUGUAGACCCAAAAACCAUCACUGUUUCCUUUGAUGAGACAACAACCUUGGAGGAUGUUGAUAAGCUUCUCAAAGUUUUUGCUGGUGGCAAGCCUGUUUCAUUCACUGCUGCAUCUCUGGCACCAGAGGUUCAGACCGUAAUUCCAUCUGGGCUAACAAGGGAGAGCCCAUAUCUCACCCAUCCAAUCUUUAACACAUAUCAUACAGAGCAUGAGCUGCUCAGAUACAUACAUAGGUUACAAUCCAAGGAUCUCUCUCUAUGCCACAGUAUGAUUCCGUUGGGAUCUUGUACAAUGAAAUUGAAUGCAACAACUGAAAUGAUGCCAGUGACAUGGCCUAGCUUUUCUGAUAUUCACCCUUUUGCCCCAAUUGAACAGACUAAGGGUUAUCAGGAAAUGUUCAAAGAUUUGGGUGACCUAUUGUGUACCAUCACUGGGUUCGACUCUUUCUCCUUGCAACCUAAUGCUGGUGCUGCUGGAGAGUAUGCUGGCCUGAUGGUUAUCCGAGCAUAUCAUCUGGCAAGAGGGGACCAUCAUCGCAAUGUGUGUAUUAUACCUGUUUCAGCACAUGGGACAAAUCCUGCUAGUGCUGCUAUGUGUGGAAUGAAAAUUGUCUCUGUUGGAACUGAUGCCAAGGGAAACAUCAACAUUGAAGAGUUAAGGAAGGCUGCUGAAGCUAAUAGGGACAGCCUUUCAGCUCUUAUGGUCACAUAUCCUUCAACUCAUGGAGUCUAUGAAGAAGGAAUUGAUGAGAUAUGUAAGAUAAUUCAUGACAAUGGAGGUCAGGUAUACAUGGAUGGGGCUAACAUGAAUGCACAGGUGGGGCUGACAAGCCCUGGUUGGAUUGGAGCAGACGUUUGCCAUCUCAAUCUCCAUAAAACAUUCUGCAUUCCACAUGGAGGAGGUGGUCCUGGCAUGGGUCCUAUUGGUGUGAAGAAACACCUGGCACCAUUUUUGCCAUCACAUCCUGUGGUAUCCACGGGCGGAAUUCCUGCCCCUGACAAGUAUCAGCCACUUGGUACCAUUUCUGCUGCACCUUGGGGCUCUGCACUUAUUCUGCCAAUAUCAUACACAUAUAUAGCCAUGAUGGGGUCUAAGGGACUCACUGAAGCAUCAAAGAUAGCAAUUCUGAAUGCCAAUUACAUGGCAAAACGUUUGGAGGACAAUUAUCCCAUUCUUUUCCGUGGUGUUAAUGGAACUGUUGCCCAUGAAUUCAUUGUUGAUUUAAGAGGCUUCAAGAAUACUGCUGGGAUAGAGCCUGAAGAUGUUGCCAAACGUCUAAUAGACUAUGGAUUUCAUGGACCAACAAUGUCAUGGCCAGUCCCAGGCACACUCAUGAUUGAACCAACUGAAAGUGAAAGCAAGGCCGAGUUGGACAGGUUUUGUGAUGCACUUAUUUCCAUUAGAGAAGAAAUUGCUCAGGUUGAGAAUGGAAAGGCAGACAUCCACAACAACGUCCUGAAGGGCGCUCCUCAUCCACCAUCCCUGCUCAUGGGAGAUGCAUGGAAGAAACCAUAUUCUCGGGAAUAUGCUGCCUUCCCGGCUCCUUGGCUCCGUGUUGCGAAGUUCUGGCCUACUACAGGACGUGUUGACAAUGUGUAUGGCGACCGCAACCUCGUCUGUACCCUUCUCCCAACAUCACAAGUUGUUGAAGAGGCGGCAGCAGCCACCGCUUAGUCUUCAGCGCCAUGCUCCUUGCCCCGAGGUUUCUCUUUGAAACCGCUUUCUUCUCCCACUUGUUGUAAAUAAGUUUCCAUAUUCAUGAAAGUCCUUUACAGCUGGUGACAUUGCCAAUGAUAACAAUUGUUAUUCCUAAGACCAUAAUGAUGAUCAGAUGCCCUGAUAACAA
This is a messenger RNA of Alnus glutinosa, 3461 nucleotides long. RefSeq names its product glycine dehydrogenase (decarboxylating), mitochondrial. The transcript has 15 exons. Gene Ontology annotation, cellular component: glycine cleavage complex; chloroplast envelope; mitochondrion. Lineage: Eukaryota; Viridiplantae; Streptophyta; Magnoliopsida; Fagales; Betulaceae. Gene Ontology annotation, molecular function: pyridoxal phosphate binding; glycine dehydrogenase (decarboxylating) activity; glycine binding. The coding region runs from base 146 to 3289 and encodes 1047 amino acids. Gene Ontology annotation, biological process: glycine decarboxylation via glycine cleavage system. The record is from RefSeq and is a predicted model, not a curated record.